Vanrija pseudolonga is the source of this 906-nucleotide messenger RNA. RefSeq lists its product as uncharacterized. NCBI's taxonomy places the organism in Eukaryota, Fungi, Basidiomycota, Tremellomycetes, Trichosporonales, Trichosporonaceae. The record is from RefSeq and is a predicted model, not a curated record. The transcript has 3 exons. Bases 1 to 906 code for a protein of 301 amino acids.
AUGCCGUCCAAGCCGAAUCCCUCCUACGGCAGCCUGAAAUUCACAAAGUCUUGUGAACGCCUCGAGCAGUACCUCGAAGACCAGGGUCUCCCCCCGCCGCACUACAAGAUCACCUCGGAGACGAAGCACGCCCAUGGCAGUGUCUACACCCUCUACCGCUGCGACCUCACUCUCCCGGGUUACCCGUACACUGCCAAGAGCGCCCGCCAGAGCACCAAGAACCUCGCCAAGGGCCAUGCCGCCUACCUGGGCUACAGUUCUCACCGUAACGUGAGCGGCCAGGCGAAGGAGCGGAUCAAGAAGAGGAACAAGCAAUACCUUCCGACUCAACCAGGCGGACUUGACCCGGGCGAGGAGGAACAGGACAAGGUGUUCGAGUACAACGGUGCUCCGCUCGCGUUCCAUGUUCCAGGCCACAAUAAGUUGACCAACGGUGGCAUUCUGGUUGAGGAGGAAGACGCCGUGUUCCUCAUUCUCGACGGCACCGCCAGCCAGCCAGCCCGCCCCCAAGCCGACCUCGAGCUCCUGGAGCGGAUCAAGAGCCGCUACUCGGACCGUCCGAUCGUGGCAGUGUCACGCCCGGCUAAAAAGGUGCGCUUCUCGCUCCCCCCUUCGAAGCCGCCCCUCCCAACCUUCACCGAGGUGGUCGAGCGCAAGAGGAGCGACCUCAUCCCGAAGCAGGCCAGGCCCACCAAGGUCCCUCCGGUUGUUGCCGGUCCUCAGUCGGCUCGUGGUGGAGCGGCGGGCACUGAGACCACCAAGGAGAAGGAGGCUGUCGUCAAGGUAGAGAAGACCGACCCCGCGUCCCCGCCCGCCAAGUCGGAACCGAAGGGAAGCACGAUCAAGAAGGCGGGCCGUGCUCCCGAUGAGCCAGUCAAGAAGAACGUCAAGCGCGAGCGCUGCUGA